This is a messenger RNA of Actinia tenebrosa (Australian red waratah sea anemone), 2229 nucleotides long. RefSeq lists its product as uncharacterized. The record is from RefSeq and is a predicted model, not a curated record. NCBI's taxonomy places the organism in Eukaryota, Metazoa, Cnidaria, Anthozoa, Actiniaria, Actiniidae.
CUCACGAGAAACCAUCACGCAAUUUCUCGAAUAUUCUCGCUUGAAAUUUAUAUGAUCCUUCUCUCUUCUCUCUUGCAAUAUCAAUGUUGGGGUCAUGGUUAACGAGAGUUCGUUUAAACAGGCUAAGAGGAGUGAAUUCAUUUGACGACAGUUUUUACGAAAAAAGGACAGAAGAAGAAUGGAAGGUGCUAAAAAGUCAUGCAACCUCGAAAGAAGUAAAGAAAAAAAAGUCGCAAUGGACGUCAGAAGAUAUGCUCUUGAUGCAAACAAACGUUUUAUCAGCUAUCCCAGAAUGCUUUGACCUCCAAGCACCAAUGGAACGCAACAGACCACGUGAUGAGCCCGAGGAGAGUCGCCCUCCAAGAAUAAGUGAGUCUGUGAAGAAAAAAMCACUUAAUGAACCAUAUGUAAGGAGUGGAGUUCCACCAGUAAGAGAAAAAAGGAGAAAAGCAAGAGGAAAUAAUGAACAGGAACAAGAAAAAAGAAACGCUGAUUACAACGAAAAUGGCGCCAAAUCAGUAUCACCUGGUUCGUCCUCUGAUGACGUCAUACAUAAGCAGCCGUCGAGUAAUGGUGGGAGUAACUACACAUAUCAAAAAAUGCGCUCAAAAAUAAAGUUUAAAACCAAAACGAAAGUUCGCAAAAAGAGGAGUAACAGUGCUCCUCCUUUGAGGCGUCCAGAACGCGUAGAAGAAGUUACAAGUCUUACUGAGUUUCGACGACUCGAGACGCGGAUUUCAUUUACUUCAUAUGUCAAACGAAAGACUCCACUUUUUUCAUUCAGGAAAACAAACGAUACUAGUAGACCAAAAUUCAACAAAUUGCGAAGAACUGAAGCUAUAAACGAUAUUAAAUUGUGCGGGAUUUCAGGACUUGAUAUGGAUUUAGAACAUAAAAGGGAUAAGAAUAUCAUUCAUAAUCCAAUAUUUCAAGAUCAGGACGAUCUUGAUGACGAAAAUAACUCGAGUACAUCAAACGACAGCACAAGCAACACGGGUUCUGAACCUGAUAGUCACGUGACGGACAAAAACGAUGACAUCACUUCUAAUCACUUGAAAAGACCACCCCUAAUAAGGUGUGAUCACGUGGAGGAAGAGGAUGAAUUGGAAACCACGGACGGCGAUGAUUUUGACGUCGCCAUUAAUCUUCUCAAUCAAUACGACACAAUAGAUUCUGAUCACGAGAUAUUUAGGCAGCCAAUCAUAACGUUUGAUACGACACACAUUCGCCGGGAUCUUUAUAUCAUUGACGAAGAACCAGAAAAUGAGCUUCUUUCCAAACCCUGACCCUAGUACAAUGGAAAAAAUCGCGCAUCAAAUGAUAAAUAGAGACCUUAAGCAUGACGUUCUUGCUAGGUACCGCAAACUGAAGUUCGACGUCAGCAGUUUUCUGUCAAACUUUUGACAUUUAGCAGGGUGUCAUAACUAAAUGUUGCUGGAAGAGCCGCCGUGUUGAAUUUCAGUGAUGCUGAAUCUGAUCGCUAGCAGUUAACGGUAAAUCUGAUGCUAAAGGUCUCUACAACAUAUAUCCAACAUAGCAUUACCAAGCUUCCUCCCGUUGACUUCUAAAUUAAUCAGAUCCCUAGAAGUUAACGCGUAAACCUGAUGCUAAAGGUCUCUCCAACAUAUAUCCAACAUAUAUAUCAUUACCAAGCUUCCUCCCUGUGAUUUCUAACUGAAUCCGAUCGCUAGGAGUUAACAGUAAACCUGAUGCUAAAGGUCUCUCUAACAUAUAUCCAACAUAUAUAUCAUUACCAAGCUUCCCUGUGACUUCUAACUGAAUCCGAUCGCUAGGAGUUAACAGUAAACCUGAUGCUUAAAAGGUCUCUACAACAUAUAUGCAACAUAUUAUUAUGAAGCUCCCUCCCAGUGACUUCUAACUUAAUUCCAACAUAUUUCCAUGUAGACUUAGUUUUGGACACUUCCAACAUAUAUACUUGCAACAUUCACUUGCAACAUUUUUCCAAUGUAUUUCCACCAAUGCCUUCCGACCGACAUAUUUCAAACAUAUUUCCAACGUGCACGCGUCAUCACCAUCAAUUUUCUAACAUAUUUUCAAAAUAUUUCCACCGAUUUCCAACGUAUGUCCCGGGUGAUGCCAUGGAAGUGUCCAAAACGUUGGAGGACUGACUUCCAACUAUUCUUCCAACAUAUCUCUAACCUCAAAAUAACCAUCGGUUUUUCCAGAUUAUCAAUAACAUAUCUUUGCAGUUAAUAAAACCUUUAUACA